CAAGGAAAUUGUAGAGCAGUUAUUAAAUGAAAAACUUACUGAGGAGGACUAUGCUUUAAUAAAAGAUAUUGCUGAACAAGAAAUCCCCAGAUUUCCGACUGACGAGGAUUUGCUUUCUUCCGUUAUCGCCGUUGAUGGCAUCCCCGUUAUAGAUAGCUCUAGGAAGGAAAAACUUAUUGGUAUCUUAGCCAAAAAAUUUUCUUGCCCCGAAGGUAGUAAGGUAUCAAAUGCUGCUAAGUUCCAAGUUACGAAAGACAGCAUUGAAAUUCCAUUGGAUGAAGAAGGAAAUUCUAAAGGCGAUUUACUUUCUACCUUUCUUUAUUAUUAUACUUUAUUACUUUUUUUUUGUUAGGUUUCUGCUUUGUAGAUUUUGGUUCACCCGCUGACGCUGAAAAAGCUCUGCGUUUGCUUAAUGGCCGUCAUUUAGAUAGCAAACAUAUUUUUCGGACAUUUAAGUUAUCAAGUUUGGAUAAUUAUUCUAAAAUUAACGACGAAUUUGUUCCUCCACCUGAACCCGAGUUCCAAGAAACGGGGGAUUACCAGUCAUGGUUGUUGGACAAACACUGCAAUGAUCAGUUCGUUAUGUUUCACGAUCGCAUGACAUCCGUCAUGUGGAACACCAAGACGGGCGCUCAACCCUGCAUAGAGCGUGAUCAUUGGGCGGAGCAAUACGUGGCUUGGUCCCCCAAAGGGAGUUUCCUGGCCACUGUGCACCAGCAAGGCGUUGCUUUAUGGGGCGGCGAGUACUGGAAAAAAAUUCAGCGGUUUGAACAUUCUGGCGUUCAACUUCUAGACUUUUCGCCUUGUGAAAAGUACAUCGUCACCUGCAAUAAUGAGAUCGUCGAUGACCGAGACAAUCCCCGUGCAAUUAUCAUUUGGGAUAUUCGAACAGGCGCCAAACUUCGGUGUUUUCAAAAAGCUGGUAAGGAGUUCAGCUGGCCCGUCUUCAAGUGGAGUCACGAUGAUAAAUAUGUUGCUCGGCCUGGAGACGAUUAUAUUGCUAUUUACGAAACUCCUUCCAUGAAAACUUUGGUAAAAGGAGAAAAGAAAACUAUAUUGGUUGAGGGACUCAGAGAUGCUUCUUUCAGUUGGUCACCCACCGUUCGCCAUUUAGCUUUUUGGGUGCCUGAAAAAGAUCCCCAUCCUGCUAGAGUUGCUUUACUGGAAAUCCCCUCGAAGCAAAUAGUCCGCUCGAAGAAUUUGUUUAAUAUUGAGCAUGCAACUAUGCACUGGCAUGAAAAUGGCUAUUAUCUUUGCGUUAAAGUGGACUCUAAAUCGAAGAAGGGAAAAGAAUUUUCUAGUUUCGAAAUUUUUCGAGUUAAAGAAAAGUCGAUACCAGUUGACACCCUCGAGACCAAUGAGCCCGUGUAUGCCUUUUCAUGGGAGCCAAAUGGGCAUCGGUUUGUUGUUAUUCACGGCCACCAAAAGAAUUCCUUGAACGUCACUGUGUACACUAUGAAAGGCCGGCAGAGCGGCAUUGAUCAAGUGACUCGUCUCUUUCUUAUAGAGCUGAGACCUUUUCGUACGGUGGUGUGGUCUCCUAAAGGCAGUCGGUUUGUCCUUGCCAAUCUGUACGGGGCCAAUCGGUCUUUGGAGUUUUGGGACGCUGACUCUGCCACCCGUCUUAAUCAGGGCGAACACUAUUUGGCUAGCAGAGUUGAGUGGGACCCCACUGGUCGCUAUGUAGCCACUUAUGUUAGCGCUUGGUCGGAACCUACAGAGCACGGAUACUAUCUCUGGACGAGCCAAGGACGGCUGUUGCAUAGGGUGCCCGUCCCGAAACUAUGCCAGUUUGCUUGGCGGCCUCGUCCAAAAGACGAUCUCAGCCCAGAAGAGCUAAAGCUGGUGGAAAAGAAGGCUCGGGAGUGGGCCAGCCGCUUUGAUAAGGAAGAUAGAGAGAUUGAGGGGAAGGUCACCGAAAACGAAAGAAAAUGGCGAAGAGCCCAACUUGCUCAGUGGAGGACUGCUUUGGCUAAAGUCGAGGCGGCAAAGACUGCACUGCGCGAAAGUUGGGGACGCGUGGAACCUCCUCCCCAGGUUACUCAGGAUUGGAUCGAAAUUGAGGACGAAGAUGAAGAGCUUCUGGAAAGAAAAGUUUUUGCUUAA
Messenger RNA from Zophobas morio, 2106 nucleotides. RefSeq names its product eukaryotic translation initiation factor 3 subunit B-like. NCBI's taxonomy places the organism in Eukaryota, Metazoa, Arthropoda, Insecta, Coleoptera, Tenebrionidae. Gene Ontology annotation, molecular function: RNA binding; translation initiation factor binding; translation initiation factor activity. The transcript is spliced from 17 exons. Bases 583 to 2106 code for a protein of 507 amino acids. Gene Ontology annotation, cellular component: eukaryotic translation initiation factor 3 complex. Gene Ontology annotation, biological process: translational initiation. The record is from RefSeq and is a predicted model, not a curated record.